Messenger RNA from Jaculus jaculus (lesser Egyptian jerboa), 1032 nucleotides. RefSeq names its product histone H1.8. Gene Ontology annotation, molecular function: DNA binding. Gene Ontology annotation, biological process: nucleosome assembly. Lineage: Eukaryota; Metazoa; Chordata; Mammalia; Rodentia; Dipodidae. The coding region runs from base 1 to 1032 and encodes 343 amino acids. Gene Ontology annotation, cellular component: nucleosome. The record is from RefSeq and is a predicted model, not a curated record. The transcript has 5 exons.
AUGGCUUCCGGAAGCGGCUCCGGUGUCUCCUCCUCCUCCUCCCCCACCGCUACAUUGGAAUCACCUGAAUUCCCUGACUCUCACAAGCCAGGUCCCAGCCAGAGCAAGGUCGUCGCAGGACGCCGCAACCCCUCGAUGCUGCGUAUGGUUCUGGAGGCCCUGCAGGCUAAGGAACAGCGCCAGGGCACAUCGGUGGUGGCCAUCAAGGUCUACAUCCUGCAGAAAUACCCGACAGUGGAUGCCGCCCGCUUUAAGUACCUGCUAAAGCAGGCCCUGGACACUGGCAUGCGCCGAGGUCUCCUGACCAGGCCGGCCAACUCCAAAGCGAGGGGCGCCACGGGCAGCUUCAGAUUGGUUCCUAAGAACAAGAGAAAGAGCUUGACCAAGAGGAUGGGCGCCCUCACAGCUCCCGGGAGAGCCACCGGUGCCAAGCAGGUGGGCCCCAAGAAACCUCAGCAACCAAAGCGAAACUCUGCCAACAUGGCCAAGAUGGAGAAGGCCAUCACGAAACCGGGAGUGGCCAGCAAGGCUCGUCCCUGCUUAGGAAGUGCCCAGGAGAAGGGCUCCAAGAGAGCCAACCAUGCCAGCAACGUGGGGACAAAACUGGGAGAGGCAAAGAAGGCCGCUCCAAAAUCAAGCCAGGCCAUCAGGGUCCCUCCCAGUGCCAAUGGGUUCGGCGGGAAGACAAAGGUCAAAGGCAGUGGGCGCAGACAAGGCGCCACAGAAGAUCCCAGGAAAACCAGAGCUGAUGGCGAGAGAUCCAAGCCUUCAGCCAGUAAGGUCCACAACACUGUUGCUAUUCCGGCCAAAAAGAUGGCGGCAGCUAGAGCACCAAAGGGGACAACAAGUCACAAGGCUGAGGUGGGGCCCAAGACCAAAGCGACUCCCCAGGCUGGGGGCCCCAAGCCGCAGCCCCCACACACAACCAGGAAGACCGAGGUCCCCAAGAGCCCCAGAAGGCCUGGGCUGCUUGCCAAGGCCUCGUCGUCUAAGGCUCUUAGCAAGAAGGCAAAGGCUGAGAGCUGGGGCUAG